CCACCGCGCCCUGCGCCCCGUGCUAGCGCGCCGCGCCCGGGGCCCCAGCUCAGCAGCCCUGGAGGCCCAAGCGGCGCGCAAACUUUUGCUCCAGUGCCGGGCGCUCCUGCUAGGCAUGUGAAGCCCCCAGGCGCCCGCGCAGCCGCCCGGUUCGCCCCACCAGUGGGCGCCUCGGGCCGAGAUGCUCCUCCGGGACCUGGUGCUGCGCCGUGGCUGCUGCUGGCCCUCGCUGCUGCUGCACUGCGCGCUCCACCCGCUCUGGGGCUUCGUGCAGGUGACGCACGGUGAGCCCCAGAAGUCCUGCUCCAAGGUGACAGACACUUGCCAACACAUCUGCCAGUGCCGGCCCCCGCCUCCGCUGCCCCCGCCGCCCCCGCCCCCGCCGCCUCCCAGGCUCCUCUCGGCCCCAGUUCCCAACUCUACCUCGUGCCCCGAUGAGGAGAGCUGGUGGUCGGGGCUGGUGAUCAUCGUGGCCGUAUGCUGUGCCGCCCUGGUGUUCCUGACCGUGCUCGUCAUCAUUUGCUACAAAGCCAUAAAAAGGAAACCACUGAGAAAAGAUGAAAAUGGCACCAGCAUUGCCGAGUACCCCAUGAGCUCCUCCCAGAGCAACAAAGGGGUGGACGUGAACAGUGCGGUGGUGUGAGUCUACCCCCAGGCCCAGAACCAAUGGCCACAGGGACACCUUGGUGGUACUAGUGGACAUGGGAAGCCAAGUGGACACAAGCUGACUCCAGGCUUGCCCAGGACUCCAUUGUCGUGCAGGCUUCGGGCCUUCUGAGGAGAACCCACCCUCUUCCCUGGCCAGCCCCGGUCAGCCCUGGGGCAGGGGCUACGCGGACAUCAAGCUGAGCCUGGCCCCUGCAUGCAGCCUCACACCUUCGGCUUCCUCCUCCUCCUCCUCCUCAUCUUAUGUUUGGUCCCCUGACUGUCCCCCAGCUGCUACCUGAAGCACGCACUCUGAGGAAGACAGGGUCUGCCUGCUGGGUUGGGGAGGUGCCCCCUCUUUAGCCAAAAGAGAGGUGAUCCAAAGCCCGCCCCAGGCCCCAAACCCCCCCUCCAGGAAGCCCACCUGCUUCUCUGUGAACAUCCCAACAGAAGCCAUCGACACAGCCAUGAGACAGACGUCCCCUUUCAAAGGUGCUUCCCACCCAUCUGUCCUUACCCCCCUUCGAUCGUCUUCAGUCUUCCCGGCCUGCUCCACCCUCUGUCCCCAGCCACACCUGGGCCCCGAGGUCCUGUCUGCCUGCCAUGGGGUGGUGAGCCCCACCUGCAGAUCCCCUAGGAGCCGCCAGAGGGGCUCGUCCACACGGAGGCGGCGUGUCCCAGGAGCCUAGGCCAGGCCACGGCCGCGGCCCCUGCACCUGCUCCCAGCCCCACACCUGGCCCCACAGGAACGAGCCCCCGUGUGAGCCAGGCCUUGCCGCAGAGGCAGAACCACCACACGUGCAGAUCCUCUGUGUCCCCCAGAGUCUCCCGAGGCCUGACCAUGGCACCCAGACCCUCUCCUGAGAGUCCCCAGAAAGAGGUGUUUCUGCCCAGUUUCUCCCUGUGAAUGUCUUCUCUGGGGUCCCGUCCUCUGAGAGUCUCGAACCCUCCUGAGGGUGGGAAGGAAGGGGAGGGAAAGGAGGGACCCUCCAGGCUCGGGGACCCCCCAGCCCUGCCAGCUGUUUCCAAGAUGGUCACCUGCCCUAGGGGGCUCAUUGCUGCACCCUGGAAGGCCUGGGGAUUGUGCAUCCCUUGACAGUUAGGAGAGCACUGUGACCCCAUGGCUCCCUGCGUCACCCCGACACUGGCCUCGUAGGAAUUAACUGGUUGCACCUGCUUUGCCACCUAAGUCACCACUGAGCUUCUCUGGCCAGUGUUUGGGCUGCAGGUGAGACUUUCAAAUCCAGGGAAGACUGUCAGCCGUGAAAAUCAGCCCCAUUUGGGCUGAAAUGUCCAUUGUCCUGGAGCCCAUGUGCCUCUGGAGCCGUGAGCCACUCUCUUGCCCCAGGCUGAUGGGCACAGCCCUGGGCAUGCCCUCCCAUGGGGGCCUUGUCUGCCUUCCCUCUCUUCUGCUUGAGGACUUGGCUUGGGUUUGGACCUGGAUCUCGCUUCCCCAGCACCUAGGCAUUGGCACAGGGCUGCCUGUGGCCUUCAUGCUGGCUGCCCCUGUGCAGCACUCUGGGGACACAGUACUUGGUGACAAGCAGGCCAGAGGAAUAGGGGCAGGGAGGUGAGAAUGCAGCAGACCCCCCAGAGCACAUCCCCAUGGCCUGCACCUCCUGUGGUAUGCACGCCGCUGGUGUCCGGAACAGAUGCCUGGGCAGAAGGGCCCUAAACUCGUGCCACCUGGCCCCGCGCUAGUCAGAAGCUCCAGAGCCACGGGAGGUACCUUCAGCUGGAGGGAGGCCUGUGGCUACAGGGUCCUGGAAGGCUGGGCCAGACCCAGGGAGGUUCAGCAUGGUGCAGCUUUCCGUGCCACCAGGUACCACUGUCCCCAACUUUGGCUCAGACCUAGCCCAAAUUUGACCUUUGGCCUGCAGGAACCGUGACUGAGCUGUCUGUUGUGCUUUGGCUUCUGAGACAUCCAGGGCUUGGGUUUGCACGUGAACCCCCUCACCUUUGCUUGUGAAAUCCCUUCUUGCCCAGGGAGAGCAAACCCAGGAGGAGCCCCCUCGUCAGGGCUGGCCAUUCAGAGGAUACACAGUGCAGAGAGUGAGGCCACCAGAAAUUUAGUUCCUAAGAUCAAAGGGCAUGUGAGCUUAGGACGUUUUGCUUUACAAUGGAUCUGUGGUGCUCAAUGCAGGGCCAUCCUCAGAUGAGGCUGAGCUCUGAGGCCAAGGAGAAAACGCAUGCUCCUGAGCAUUUUCUCAGAUGUCUUCAGCCAUCUUGAUGGGGAGCCCAAUGGCAUUUAGGAUCUGCCGGAGUCAUCAGGUGUUCCUAGAGGCUUCUAGAGGAAGUUUGGGAAGAAAGACUAAUAGGUGUAAAAAUAUAGACAUAUAUAUUAUAUAUAGUUAUAUAUAUUUAAAGAGAUAUCUAUACAUAUAUAUAUAUAUAUAUAAUUACUAUACUCUGCAUCUGUACAAAGUAUGAUUUAAGCAGCCCAGGUAGCAUCAGACACGUAAUGCAUGAAUGUAAAUAUCCUGAAACUGCCUUCUUAGCAAUGUGCCGUGUGUACAGGGGAAAAGACCUGUCCCUUGGGGUUCUGUCUCAAUGGACAGAUGUACAAGUCGAAGCUGUCUUGUCCACCAACAAGCCAUAAUGUCAAUUUCAUGCUGAGGCUUCUGUAUAGGAAGUGGGACCAGCAGCCUUGGGGUGGGGUGCACCGAAAGCUGCUUAUGAGGAAGGAAGCACCGUGACUUUUUUAUUUUCAAUAAAAAUAUACUUAUAAA
Marmota monax (woodchuck) is the source of this 3374-nucleotide messenger RNA. RefSeq names its product proline rich membrane anchor 1 (gene Prima1). The record is from RefSeq and is a predicted model, not a curated record. Bases 182 to 643 code for a protein of 153 amino acids. The transcript is spliced from 5 exons. NCBI's taxonomy places the organism in Eukaryota, Metazoa, Chordata, Mammalia, Rodentia, Sciuridae.